Messenger RNA from Anolis sagrei ordinatus, 1951 nucleotides. RefSeq names its product sorting nexin 1 (gene SNX1). Gene Ontology annotation, biological process: intracellular protein transport; early endosome to Golgi transport. The record is from RefSeq and is a predicted model, not a curated record. Lineage: Eukaryota; Metazoa; Chordata; Lepidosauria; Squamata; Anolidae. Gene Ontology annotation, molecular function: phosphatidylinositol binding. Gene Ontology annotation, cellular component: endosome membrane; endosome.
AAGCGGAAGUGGCUUCCUCAGCGGCGACAUGGCGUCGGGAGGGUCUCCCGCGGACCGGCUCCCGCCGCCUUUCCCCGCCGCCGAGGCCGAGCGCGCCCCGGAGGAGGACGGCAGCGACUCCGAAGGCGAGGACAUCUUCACCGGAGGCGGCGGCAGCAGCAGCAGCGACCACCACAAGACUAAGCCGAUGUCUCCUGAGAGGGAAUCCCCUGCACAAGAAAGAAGCGACUCCAAAACGAACGGGGUUCAGGAGGAAGAAGACGAGCAGGACCUCUUUGCAGAUGCUACUGUGGAAUUAUCCCUGGACAAUACACAAAACAACCAGAAGAAGGAGAACGCGAAUGUUUUCAGUCCUGCCCCUUCUCUUGAAAGAGAAGCAAAUUCCUCUUCCAAGCAUCAGUCAAAAACAUACGAGGAGCUAGAAGAAGAAGAAGAAGAAGACAAAUUUGAACUUUCCGUGGGAGUGAGUGAUCCUGAGAAGAUUGGGGAUGGUAUGAACGCCUACGUCGCCUACAAGGUCUCCACCCAGACCACUUUGUCGCUCUUCAGGAGUAAACAGUUCUCAGUCAAGCGAAGGUUCAGCGACUUCUUGGGCUUGUAUGAGAAACUGUCCGAGAAACACGCACAGAACGGGUUCAUUGUCCCUCCACCCCCCGAGAAGAGCUUAAUCGGAAUGACCAAAGUAAAAGUUGGAAAAGAAGAUUCCUCUUCCACAGAAUUCCUAGAAAAACGCCGAGCUGCCUUAGAAAGGUAUCUUCAGAGGACCGUAAGCCACCCGACCAUGUUGCAGGACCCAGAUGUCAGGGAGUUCCUGGAAAAAGAGGAGUUGCCACGAGCGGUUAGUACCCAAACAUUAAGCGGUGCUGGCCUCCUGAAGAUGUUCAACAGAGCUACCGAUGCCGUCAGCAAAAUGACCAUUAAGAUGAAUGAAUCUGACAUCUGGUUUGAAGAGAAGCUUCAGGAGGUGGAAUGCGAGGAGCAGCGCCUGCGGAAGCUUCAUGCUGUUGUCGAAAUGCUUGUAAAUCACCGGAAAGAGCUCUCCCUGAACACGGGCCAGUUUGCCAAGAGUUUGGCCAUGCUGGGGAGUUCGGAGGACAACACGGCCCUCUCCCGCGCGCUCUCCCAACUGGCCGAGGUGGAAGAGAAGAUUGAACAGCUGCACCAGGAACAAGCCAACAGCGACUUCUUUCUCUUGGCUGAGCUCCUGAGCGAUUACAUUCGCCUUCUUUCCGUCGUAAGGGGUGCCUUUGACCAACGAAUGAAGACUUGGCAGCGUUGGCAAGACGCCCAGGUCAUGCUGCAAAAGAAGCGAGAGACAGAGGCUCGGUUGCUGUGGGCCAAUAAGCCUGAGAAGCUCCAGCAAGCCAAAGAGGAGAUCUCAGAGUGGGAAUCUCGAGUGACACAAUAUGAACGGGACUUUGAGCGGAUAUCUACGGUGCUCCGCAAGGAAGUGUUGCGGUUUGAGAAGGAAAAAACAAAAGAUUUCAAGACCAAUGUGACCAAAUACCUGGAAACGCUGUUACAUUCACAGCAACAGCUUGUGAAGUACUGGGAAGCCUUCCUGCCAGAGGCCAAGGCCAUCUCCUAACGCGGCUGAGCAAGGGCCCGUCCCGGACUGACUUUGCCUUUACUACACAAUACCUCUUGGCCUUUCAGAUGGAAUUUGCCGAGCUGAUCGACUCCUCCCCGGAGGAGAAGCUGCUUCCCCAGCUAGUAACUCUUCUAACUGUAUAUUUUUUUCCAUUUAGGUUCAUAUGCACAAUAUUAUAUAUUUUCCUACUGAAGAGAGACUAGUUUCCUGCUUAUGUCGCCCCCCCCUUCCCGCGGUAGAUAGCGGAGAGUGGGCAGGGGCGGGUCCCUUUCUGGGGCUUUUGGUAUCAGACCCAGGGAGGCUUCUUGUGGCCCCUGCCGUGCAAUGAUGACAACUAUGUAAUAAAAUGCAAAAAUCAGG